This is a messenger RNA of Habropoda laboriosa, 4072 nucleotides long. RefSeq names its product catenin delta-2 (gene p120ctn). The transcript has 14 exons. Bases 1265 to 4072 code for a protein of 935 amino acids. Gene Ontology annotation, biological process: cell-cell adhesion; cell-cell junction assembly. Gene Ontology annotation, cellular component: cytoplasm; plasma membrane; nucleus. The record is from RefSeq and is a predicted model, not a curated record. NCBI's taxonomy places the organism in Eukaryota, Metazoa, Arthropoda, Insecta, Hymenoptera, Apidae. Gene Ontology annotation, molecular function: cadherin binding.
CGAGGAGGAGACAAGUCGGGGAUGUGUCCGUAAAAAACUUGCGGUUUCUGCGUACUCUGCCACACGUGCACUCUUGAAAUCGUGUUCUGCGACCAACGAGGUCCCGACGAGUACUUCACGCGCGCCCGUAUCGUUCGAAAUCGUUUUACGAACGGGCCUAACAAUUACGAGCCGAGGAAAAAAAAGUGCAGCCAGUGCUCGGUAUUUUGUCGUUUCUUCCAAAGGCCACGUAUCGUGCGUGUGUAUCCAGGCCUCUUGUCACGAACGUUUGGGACGCGUAGCAAACCACACGAAGAUAAGAAAGUCGUCGAUUCGUUUACGAACGACGUAUCACGGAAACGACGCCCGUACCAAGAUGCCAGGACGUUUCCGUAGGGCCAUUGAGACGGUUAGCGUUACUUGCGCGACUUAAUUUCAACUCGAUCCCGAAGAACAUUAGAGCAUAGCCUCGAAAAACGUACAAAAGUCUCUGCCGGGAGAGGAAAGAGUAAGAGAGAAAGAGAGAGAGACAGGGACAGACUGGACAGGGAGGGACCCGACAAGAAAGAAACUGACGAAGAGCGUGUGUGUAUACGGGAGAUGUUUGGAAUUUCGAGACGAGAUCCUGGUGCGGGAGGAUUCGACUAUCAGCGGCUACGAUCGACCGUAUUAUCACACGCCGGAUUCUUCACCGUAUGAGACACAGCGGCACUCACCGGUCGUCAGUCUCUAUCCCUCUGUGCCGUGUGAACGCGGCUGACUGUGUGUGUGCGUGUUUUUCCCGGCGAAGAAAUCUCAACUCGCGGCGACGGCGGUGUCUGCUGGCAUGAGAUUUUAUUGUCGCUCAGUCGACACGCUCUCGUGGAACUAUCAACGCUGUAUAAUACGCGCCGUGCGGUCCGUGUGAUUUUUUUUCCGUGCGUGAGUCAGAGUGGUGCCGUUCUCUUUCUCGUGCGAAACGACUGUUCGGUGACAAAGGAUAAUACACGCUUCAAGGUUCGUGGCUCUCUCGAUGGUACUGGGCAUCGUUGGGCGGUUGACACUGCGACUCGAACUACCUACGUAACCGUAUAUCCUCUCCUCACGGGAUUCGCGUGCGUGAAACGAAGCGGUGGAUGACACAGGACGCAUAUCGGCCGGCCGAGAGAACGAGUUCGUGGAUUCGUCGCCGGUGUAUCGCGUCAAAUCCUCUUGGAAUGUGACGAGCGACUCCCAGCGUGGAAAAUAUCGUAGAAAAGGGGACGUCAUCGACUGCUGAACGGCAAGAGACGAAAAAUCAGCUGGUAUGUCAAAUAAUCAGCUGGUUGACUCCUGUCUACGCGUUCUCCAGGAGAAGGGCCCCGACAUGCCGCAAUACACCGGACAGAGUGAUGCAGAUUACCACGGAAGUAACGGCCAGGCGGACACCCAUUCGUUGCAUUCGUCUCAUUUGUCUGUCCAGGAGGAUCCAUUACUCAUCCGGAGCCAUAAGCAGCAAACUACCCAACAAGUGACGAACGUGUCGAAGGUGGUGCGCGAGGUGUCACACAUGGAGCCGGAUCCAGGCGCGGUCAGCUACAUGUCGGUGCCGCUGAUGUCCCAGGACUACCAGCAUGUGGACCCACGUUAUCCAACGGACUCGUACAUGGUCGGUUUCGAUCAUUACGAGCCCUACCUCGGCUAUCCACCACAGCCAGGCUAUCCAGGUCCUCCACAUGGCAUUUACAUGCCACGCUCGCAUUCCCCUCACAGUCCUCAUAGUCCUUCGGAGCAUAGUCGUGCCUCGCCUCCGCACGAAUACCUGCGCAAGGCGGCGCCAUACGUCGAAGGAGGAUACAACGACAUCGAUCCAGGUCUGAAUCCAGCGUUGCAGGAUCACUAUCGUAUCACACCUAGUCCAGGCGGUCCAGGAGAUCAAUAUGAUCAAAUCAGCAACUCUUGGAAUAUGGAUGACUCUGGCGAACCCUCUCAGCAUCCUCAUGACGAGAAUAAAGUUGCCUAUGGUUAUGUGUCUACGUCUCCCUAUGGACCCGUAGGAUACGGCCCUGCCGUUGGUGUUGGUCCAGUUACAGUUCCAAGCGAUGUACCAGGCUACGAUGAGGGUCAUCCUGUGCCACUUACAUCUGGAGUACCUCCAGGAAUGUUCGAGGACGAGGUCCAUCUUCAGAGACUACAAUCUCGACACCCUGUAGUCCCUGGUAUGGCCAGUCCACUCGACGACGAUCAGAAAUCCAUGAGAUGGCGAGACCCUAAUCUAUCCGAGGUCAUAGGCUUCCUGAGUAAUCCGAAUAAUAUAAUAAAAGCGAACGCUGCCGCGUAUCUUCAACAUCUAUGCUACAUGGACGAUCCAAACAAGCAAAAGACGCGAAAUAUGGGCGGUAUACCACCGUUGGUGCAAUUGUUGGAUCACGACAACCCCGACGUGUAUAGGAAUGCUUGCGGCGCACUGAGGAAUCUGUCUUACGGUAGACAGAACGACGAGAACAAGAGGGCUAUCAAGAAUGCUGGCGGAGUGCCUGCUCUGAUCAAUCUGCUGCGCAGGACGUCUGAUGCUGAUGUGAAGGAACUGGUCACGGGAGUUCUGUGGAACUUGUCCUCUUGUGAGGACCUGAAGAAGUCCAUCAUCGACGACGGUGUAACAAUGGUGGUGAACAACAUAAUCAUCCCGCACAGUGGUUGGGAUCCAAGCUCUUCCAGUGGCGAAACCUGCUGGUCCACCGUCUUCAGAAACGCUUCUGGUGUUCUGAGAAACGUGUCCAGCGCAGGAGAGUACGCAAGGAAGAAGCUUCGUGAAUGUGAAGUUUACGUAGUAAGAUCGGCCAUCGAGAAAUCGAACAUUGGUAACAAGAUCGUGGAGAACUGCGUGUGUAUCCUGCGGAACCUGAGCUACCGGUGUCAAGAGGUCGAGGAUCCUAAUUAUGACAAGCAUCCGAUACAAUCGACGGUGCAGAACAGGGUAGCAGCACCUGCCAAAGGUGAAAACUUGGGAUGUUUUGGAGGAAGCAAGAAGAAGAAGGAUGGCCAGCCUGUGCAGAAGGAGACCACAGCAUCACGUACCACCAGCCAAAGAACAGAACCAGUCAGAGGCAUGGAGUUGCUUUGGCAACCAGAGGUGGUCCAAUCCUAUCUGAAGCUGUUGCAGACUUGUUCGAACCCUGAAACUCUGGAGGCUGCAGCUGGGGCACUUCAGAAUCUUGCUGCUUGCUACUGGCAGCCUAGCAUUGAGAUUCGUGCUGCUGUGAGGAAGGAGAAGGGUCUUCCUAUUUUGGUAGAGCUUCUGCGGAUGGAGGUGGACCGUGUGGUCUGCGCCGUAGCCACAGCUCUCAGGAAUCUAGCGAUAGAUCAGCGCAACAAAGAAUUAAUAGGAAAAUAUGCCAUGCGUGAUCUCAUCCAGAAGUUGCCCUCUGGGAACAACCAGCACGAUCAAGGGACCAGUGACGAUACAAUCGCAGCGGUCCUGGCCACUUUGAACGAAGUGAUCAAGAAGAACGCAGAGUUCUCGCGAUCACUGUUAGACGCUGGUGGUGUCGACAGACUGAUGAACAUCACCAGGCAACGCCAAAAAUACACGCCUCGUGUUCUUAAAUUUGCAGGACAAGUCUUGUUCACUAUGUGGCAGCACCAAGAGCUGAGAGACGUCUAUAAGAAACACGGCUGGAAAGAGCAGGAUUUCGUGACGAAAACAGUAGCAGCGCGGAAUUCAGGGCCUAAUUCACCCAACAACGCGAACAGCUAUGAUUGUAGCACGCUGAACCGACCAAUGGCCAGCCAAGGGAGCACCAGAUACGAGGACAGAACGAUUCAGAGAGCAAACAUGAACUCGAAUAACGUUGGUCGACCUACUAUAUAUCAGCCUCAACCGAAACCCGGUGAGCCGCUCUACGCGCAAGUUAACUUGGAGAAGAAAAAGAAGCGGCAGUAUGAGCUGGGGGUGGGCCAGGCGCAGGGUCAGGGCCCGGUCGUCGGCUCGGGAGUGGGCGUCCCUGGUGGCGCCUUACCAGGUGGCCAAUGGGUAGCAGAUGGCGUUGGUGUGCCCGACGGUUCAGCCGCCACCGCAACGGUGAACGUUCCACCGAAUUCUACCGCCGCCUCUGCUGGCGAUUCCUGGGUAUAA